AUGGCUGAAGUAAUUAUUAUCGAUGAUGAUGAUUACGAUAUGGAUCUGAUUGUGGCUGAGAGGAUGGAGAUAGAGAGAGAGGAGAGAGAGAUGAAUAUUGGUGCUCACGAAUUAUCAGACGAGGAUGAGCCUGAUAAUGAAAUGUUACUUGAUGUAAUAGAACCGUUGACGGAUAGUGACUAUAACAGUGAUGAUAGUGAGGAUGGAGAAAUGAAUAUUGAAGAUGCUCCUCGCUCUGGUCGGCCAGUCACCACUGAUGUCGACCAAAUAACAGCUUUAAUCGAUUCCGAGCGGCAGAGCACAGUUCGGGAAAUCGCAGCGAGGUUAAACAUUGGCAAAUCAACUGUUUCCGAACAUUUAAACAAGCUCCAGAUGGUAAAAAAGCUUGAUGUUUGGGUGCCGCACGACUUAACUGAGAAAAAUCGUAUUGACCGCAUUUCCAUCAGCGAUUUGCUAUACAAACGCAAUGAAUACGAUUCAUUUUUAAAACGCAUCAUAACAGGCGACGAAAAGUGGAUAAUUUAUAAUAAUGUCGAGCGUAAAAGGUCGUGGAGCAAGCGAGGUGAACCGCCAUUAACCACUUCGAAGGCAGGCUUACAUCCGAAAAAGGUAAUGCUCUGCAUUUGGUGGAAUUGGAAGGGGAUAGUAUAUUAUGAGCUACUACCGGACAACGAAACCAUCGAUUCGGACAAGUACUGUUCACAGUUGGAUAAAUUGAAGAUAGAAAUCGCCAAAAAGUGUCCGGAAUUGAUCAAUAGGAAAGGCGUCGUUUUUCAUCAUGAUAACGCCAGACCUCAUGCAAGUUUGCAGACUCGCCAAAAAUUAUUGGCGUUUGGCUGGGAUGUUUUGCCUCAUCCACCGUAUUCCCCCGACAUUGCACCCUCGGAUUUUCAUUUAUUUCGAUCGCUACAAAACUCAAUUAAUGGUUUGAACUUUGCUUCUUUGCAACUCCUCAAAAACUACUUGGACAGCUUCUUCGCCGAAAAAACCCAAGACUUCUAUGAGAGAGGAAUUAUGAAAUUACCCGAAAGAUGGAAAAGUAUUGUGCAAAAUAAUGGUGCAUAUAUCACAGAAUGA
Camponotus floridanus (Florida carpenter ant) is the source of this 1077-nucleotide messenger RNA. Its product is annotated as histone-lysine N-methyltransferase SETMAR-like. The record is from RefSeq and is a predicted model, not a curated record. Gene Ontology annotation, molecular function: DNA-binding transcription factor activity; nucleic acid binding. Lineage: Eukaryota; Metazoa; Arthropoda; Insecta; Hymenoptera; Formicidae. The transcript is spliced from 2 exons. Gene Ontology annotation, biological process: regulation of DNA-templated transcription. Bases 1 to 1077 code for a protein of 358 amino acids.